Molecule: messenger RNA, 4529 nt
Organism: Acipenser ruthenus (sterlet)
Lineage: Eukaryota; Metazoa; Chordata; Actinopteri; Acipenseriformes; Acipenseridae
Product: nuclear GTPase SLIP-GC-like
Exons: 18
Coding region: 883-3657 (924 amino acids)
Molecular function (GO): GTPase activity
Source: RefSeq, a predicted model, not a curated record
GUUUUAUACCUUACUUAUCAUGUCCUAAAAAAUGAUACGUACUGUAUUUAGUUCUGUGUUCUAGUAAAAUCUUUGAAGAUGAAAACUGUGUUCAGUUACUUUGCGAUGAAAGGGUGCAGUCAUUAAAAUUAUACUAUGUGAGUGGAUUGAAAAAAAAAAUAGGAGUCACACUUUGUUAUUCCAUUAAAAUGUGUUUACAUUUUCAUUAAGAUUAAGAUAAUAAUAUCAGUAAGGUCCCACCCCCAUUGUAAAUGUAUCUACCAGUAUGCUGGCAGAUUACACCAGGAAGUAAGUAUAUUCAGUGUAAUUUGAUAUAGUUUGUGCCCUGGCAGAUUACACUAGGAAGUGAGAAUUAGACAAAAUCUUUAAUGGAACUAAACCAUAUGCAGACAAGACUGUUAUAGACUACAAAAGCUAAAACUCUUUGAACAUUAAUUAUCACUUAUAGGGAGAAUGCACAUGCAACCUAAUUGCAUGAAAUAUAAGCAGAGUGGUUUAACUAGAAGUACAUAACUUGUGGAAGGUAAUUUUAAUCUACCUCUUGAUUUACAUGAAGAGCCUUUAAGUAAACUUGCUAUUUGUAGACAUGUAUAUCUUGAUGAGUUAAAGGUUUGAUACAAUUGGUUAUUUUUGAUACAAUGUACAUGUUUAAGAUUCAUUGCUGGCUUUAAGAUUUAUAUUCUUUUCUAUUUCUGUAUUCAAUAAACUCUGCUAUUAAUGAAACCUUUUGUGUGUCUGGAGUGUUCACAGUAAUUCCACUAUCUCUCUGAACUUAAUGUAUCAGAUUGGAAAUUACUCAAUUGUAGUUAAACACUGCCUGUCUUGUCGAUUGUAUUUUACAGUGGAUGUUCUCGUAUCAAGUGUCUUAAAAAGCUAAGCAAAAUGGAGCAAAAGAUGAUCAGGACAGUAGCUUUUGCAUUCCCUCAAAGCUCUUCACAUGUUCAGCCAGGAGUAUAUAAAUGUGAUGCAAAAAAAUGUGACUGUUGCACCACUUAUAUAAGGUCUAUUAAUAAUUUCACCAGCACCACAAAAAAGAAAACGCAUCAGAUCACAGAUAUAUUAACAUGUAAAACAUCAGACGUUAUCUAUGUUAUACAAUGUGCACACACCGAAUGUAAGAAGCAGUAUGUUGGAAAGACCACAUCGGCCUUGAAAAGCAGGUUCAGCGUCCACAAACGUGCCAUCAGAUAUAAACAGAAUACAUCAGUCGCUGAGCAUUUCAACAACAAAAAUCAUUGUUUGGAUGACGUCACCAUUUUUCCUAUUGAGCAAAUUUGUGAUAAAAAAGCCCUGGGUGAGCGAGAGAUGUUUUGGAUCCGUGAGCUUGGCACAGAGUCUCCUGAUGGGCUCAACCUGGAUGUACCCAUGGAGGAAGGAAAAAAGAGAAAACAUGCAGCAGAUUUUGCUCCUCCCAAUAAAAAGCAAAAGAUGUACUAUGAAGCUGAAGAAUCUAUGAAUUUUUGUUAUGAAAUGGAGGAAGAAGCCAGGAAUAUUAUAUCUCAAGUGUGUGAAAAACUUCAAAACGUGUGCUACAGUGAUAUGAAAGAUGGGGAAGAUGUGGAAUUCCUGAAUAAACUAAUAAAGGAGACGUCGAAUUUGAAAGAAAAAAAUCUGAAAAACAAAAUUUACAUUGGAGUGUUUGGAAAGACAGGGGCUGGAAAGAGUUCCUUAAUAACUGCACUUGUGAAUGAAAGAGAUCUUCUGCCUGUAUCAACAUCCGGUGCUUGUACCGCCUGCUUUAUUGAAGUUCAGGCUCAUGAAAAGGCAACGUACAAAGCAGAGAUUGAUUUUAUCACCAAAGAGGACUGGAAGCAAGAAUUACUGUGUCUAGUGGAAAAUUGUCAGAAAAAUGCAGAAGAUGGGGAGUACGAAGAUGAGGAUUCUGAAGAUGAGGAUUCUGAAGAUGAUGAAUAUAUAAUGGCAAAAGCAAAAAUACAAGCAGUUUAUGGGGAAAUAGGGUUAACGCAAACUUAUGAUGAACUGCAGCGAUCAGCAGUAGAAAUCCCAAACACACACAAGAAAACGAUUACUUCAAAUUCUGCGAGUGAUCUUUCAAGAGAGAUAAGUGGCUAUAUAAGGAGUGACACUGAAUCACAACAGUACUGGCCCCUAGUGAAAAAGGUGACUCUGUACGUGCCAGGAUCUUCUGUUCUUCUGGAUCGGAUAGUGCUGGUUGACCUCCCUGGGGCUGGAGAUGCCAAUAAGUGCCGAGAUCAAAUGUGGAAAGAGUACCUAGGCAAAUGCUCGUCUGUGUGGAUUGUUAACGAUAUCACCCGGGCAAUCAGUGACAAGACAGCAAUGGAAAUCCAGAACACAACUAUAAGAAAUGUGGUUGGUGGUGGAGAGUGCCAUAAUAUUACCUACAUUUGCACCAAAUCAGAUAAUAUAGACCCACACCACUUGAAAAGGCAAUAUAACCUGACAGAUGAAAAACUUGGAAUAACAAUCCCCAAUGAUAAGAAAGUAAAGAAUAAGUGCAUACUAUACAGAAAUGACAAGGUUAAAGAACUUGUGAGGAAAAACUUCAAUGAAAAAGUAAAGAAAAAGCUCCUUGGUACUGAUGUGAACAGCACUGAGUUUUUUAAGGUAUUCACAGUCAGUUCUGCAGACUUUUGGAAUAAUGAAGAAAAAAAAGAACAUAUCCUCGAUCGUGAUGAAACUGAAUUGCCAGCACUUAAAGAACAUAUCAAGGAUCUGUAUGUCAGCCACUCUCAGAAAGCAGUAAAAGACUAUGUAUCUAAAGUCUCUGGGAUUGUUUCUUUUCUUCACAUUCCAAAGAAAAACACAAGCACUCAGACUGAAGACUUGAAGGAUAAACUAUUCUCAGAACUGAAACAGAAAUUUGAGACUAGACUUCAAGAUCUGGCCAAAUUUUUCGACGGUGUUUACACAAAAAUGACGAACAACUUGGAUGAAGGUGUGAAGAACGCUGAGAAACAAUGCCUCAUAAAUGCUCUCAAAGUCCUUAAGCCUGAAAAGACAAAAUUUAGUGGAUACCAUAAGACACUUAAGGCUUUAUGUAGGUGUUCCGGAUACUACAGAUCCCGUGAUGGUAAAACUGUAGAUUUGAACUAUGCUUUAGUCUUACCCAUGUAUGCUGCUAUGGAUAACACUUUCGUCAGCUGUUUUCGGUUCAAUCAAAACUCAAGGAGCUCAAUUAAGGGAGCCUUUGAUCUUCUUCAAAAUGAUUUGAUUAUAAUUGACAAGAGAAAACAUGCUGCCGUCGAGCUGCGUCUGACGUACAUCAAAACAGAGCUCAGAAUACUAAUAGCUGACUUGGAGACAGAAGUCAUUGCAAGAAAGAAAAACAUCUACAAUUCUAUUACCCAGUCUGUCCAGGAUACCAUGGACCCAGCUUAUAAAGAUGGAGCAGUGAUAACUGGAAGUGAAUUAGUUACCAGAAUUCAAAGGAGGCUUAAAGAACAUGUAGAAUCAUAUAAACUGUCCAUGUUCAGGGAAGCAAAGAAAAGAGUGAUGGACCAGUUCAAGCAACUGAAGGACUAUGUGAUUCAAACUUUGAAGAAAGAAAUGGGCAUGUCAAUGAAACUGGCACUGACUCAGCUUCCCACAGAUGUCACUUUCCCAGAUGUUGAAGAUGAACUCAAGAAGAUGAAGGGAAUUUGUAAAGCUUUGGAGCUAGACGUAUUUCAAGAUUAAAAACAUUCCACCAUGUGUUUGAACAAACAAACUUGCAGGAGUUGUUCAAUCAAAAACGACAGAUGAAGCGCUUACUGAAUACUAAUGAAAGUUUUGAUUUACCAAACUCUAAAUUAGCAAGAAACUGAAUACUAAUGAAAGUUUUGAUUUACCAAACUCUAAAUUAGCAAGAUGUCCUGAAAAAAGAGAAAGCUGCCUGAUGAGACUAUAAAAGGAAAAUUGCAAACAAAAAAUAAGAUGGAUUAUGAACUACUUUGCUUCUGUGUGGUACUAAACUGAUUCUACUUUUAAUCUUUUUUUAUAAUGACGAGAGCAGUGGUGAUUUAAAAUGACAUUUAGAAACUGGUUAUGGGAUUUUUAAAAGUUUUAUGUUGUCUAUAUAAUAAUGGUUAAAGUAGUAUUUUCUAGAAGAUAAAUGAUUAGGGAACAGCGAGAAAAGAAUAAUCAGAAACUGAUUUUUAAAACAUUACAGCAUAGCUCGCAAAAAUAUAGCAAUAGAAUUAAGAUGAGAAAUGUUGUGUGAGCUAUGUGACUAUUUUAGAUGGGUCCAGUUGGUGAUUUGUGGCUCCUUAAAUUUGUGGUAAAGGGUGCUCAGUAUAUGAUGUUUUUAAUUAUUUGUCUUUAACUGAUCUGAUAUUAAAUUGCAUGCUGUUUUUAUUAUAAAAAAUGUGCUUGAUAAUGACUGACUGCUAAUUAUUUUAAUCUACAAUAUUUACAUUUGUAUCAGCAGUAAUAGCAGUUUAUUUUUGCCUCAUCAAAUGCUUGAUUUCUUUUAAUAGCAUUAUUAUAAUUUUCCUUAUUAAAUCUUCUUUAAUUAACCAAAAAAUAAUAAAAUUAAUCUGUAAAAUUGUGUGGUUUAUUUUCAUCAUAAU